Molecule: messenger RNA, 1020 nt
Organism: Cladophialophora yegresii CBS 114405
Lineage: Eukaryota; Fungi; Ascomycota; Eurotiomycetes; Chaetothyriales; Herpotrichiellaceae
Exons: 1
Coding region: 1-1020 (339 amino acids)
Source: RefSeq, a predicted model, not a curated record
AUGUCUGAAGGAGAGUUCACCAGAGCGCGGCCAAUUAGUAUGGCUACUCGAAAAGACGGCGUUCUGUCACCCGGAGCAAGACCGACACUUGAGGACGUGCUCAACAACAAAGCACCGUCGCCUUACACCCUAGCCGCGUACACAGCUUUUCUAUCACAACAACACUGUCUAGAAACUCUGGAGUUCACCACAGAAUCUAAAAGGUACGCCGAUAAAUACGAUGAAGCAGCAGCCGGCAUGGCCGGCAUGCCUCUCACGAUCGAGACGCAGCAAGGAUGGGAGCUGAUCCAAGAUUGGCAACGCAUACUGGAGAUAUAUGUCAAGCCUGGUGCCCCGCGAGAGAUCAACUUACCUUCGGAGGAGCGGGACGAUUUGAUGGAGCGUUCAUACGAUUUCGCGCCGCCCCAACCUGAACACCUGGACGCAGCGGUAAAGCGAAUGUACGACCUGAUGUCGGAUUCCAUCUUCAUACCCUUCUGCAACAGCCUUAAACAGGUUUCAUAUGCACAGACAUAUAACGUCAUGUCCGACUAUGACGACCCGACUGAUCUUGAGCCAACACGACUGACUUUUGAUGAACGAUCCUUGCAUCGCCGAAUGCCUUCUCGCAGACGGCGAUCACCUCCAAACACGUCAGCAGGGCCACUCGAGACAUCUCGGUCACCUCCACAACACCACCGCCCAACACAGUCCUCCUCCUUGUCGUCAGCGUUAGGUCGACAGAGCGGAGCACGCUUAUCGACGCACAUUUCACAUUCGUCAGCAAUCUCGGAGAGUGCCUUGACUGACUCUAGCGGAGGGCCCGAAAGCCCUCCUGCUGGCGAGCUGCUGGAUCACGAGCCCAUCAUGACCCCGCCUACUACCCCGCCCACGAGCGAGCUCGGUGGCACUGCCAGUCAUGGGAGUGCAAGCGGAAUGUCCGCGAUCAAAACCCAGCGUAGUGAAAGCGGCGGUUGGAAGAAAGCGAUGAAGAUCUUUAGUGGUGGGAAAAAGAAGAAUGGCAGCAAUGAACACGAAUGA